ACAUGCUUGGUCCCCCAGCAUGCUUCAUCCUCAUCCUUCUCUGCCAGCUCACAGGGCCAGCAACCUCUGGAGCUCCAAAAGAACUGGUUGGUGACCUUGGUGGGUCUGUGACUUUCCCUCUGAAGCUCCCAGGAAUUCAGAUUGACAGCCUUGUCUGGAUCUUCAACACAACCCCUCUCAUCACCAUAGAGCCAAAAACACCAGACAAACAAGCCAAUGUCAUAGUGACCCAGAGUCAUAACAAGGAAAGGCUGGACUUCCUACAUGGAAACUAUUCCCUGAAGCUCAGCAAACUGGAUAAGAGUGACUCGGGUGAUUACCGCGUGGUGAUAUACAGUUCUUCCCUCAAAAACCCCUUCAUCCAGCAGUAUGGGCUGCGUGUCUAUGAGCACCUGUCAAAGCCCAAAGUUACCAUGGGUCUGCAGAACAAUGAGAAUGGCACCUGUGUGACUAAUUUGACAUGCUUCAUGGACCAGGGAGGAGAGGAUGUGACCUACAGUUGGGAGUCCCUGGGGCAGGAGGCCAAUGAGUCCCAUAAUGGCCCCAUCCUCCCCAUAUCCUGGAGGCUGGGAAAAAAGGGCAUGACCUUCAUCUGUGUGGCCAGGAACCCCAUCAGCAGCAAUUCUUCAAACCCCAUCUUUGCCUGGAAGCUCUGUGAAGGUGCUGCUGAUGACUCAGAAUCCUCCAUGGUCCUGUAUGUCCUGUGGGUGCUCUUCCUGUUCAGUGCCUUUGCCCUGGUGCCAGUUAUUCUAAUUAUGCGAAGAGAAAGAAGAAAAGGGUCCAUUGAAGAGAAGAAGGGAAUAGAUACUCAUCAGGAAGUUCUUAACUACUACCCCCCUUCUGGAGAGACUCCAGUGUAUGACACAAUCAUCUGCGUUAAUAACACUAUUCCAGAGGAAAAUCCAGUAAAUACACUUUAUUCCUCUGUGCAAAUACCUCAAAAGAUGGAGAAACCCCACUCUCCACCCACAUCACCAGACACACCAAGGUUAUUUGCCUAUGAGAAUGUGAUCUAA
Odobenus rosmarus divergens (Pacific walrus) is the source of this 1016-nucleotide messenger RNA. It is a transcript of the gene SLAMF7, whose product is annotated as SLAM family member 7. Gene Ontology annotation, biological process: T cell activation. The transcript is spliced from 7 exons. Bases 3 to 1016 code for a protein of 337 amino acids. Gene Ontology annotation, cellular component: external side of plasma membrane. Lineage: Eukaryota; Metazoa; Chordata; Mammalia; Carnivora; Odobenidae. The record is from RefSeq and is a predicted model, not a curated record.